UUUAGAGGCGUUUCAGCAGGUCUUCAAACUGAACAUGGAGCUAUUGGUCAUCUUUGGUGCUGUGGUGGUGCUGCUAACUACCAGUUGUACAACUGAGUGGCAACACAUCCUGCCUGGUGUUGUCACACGUUAUGGGGAGAUUGGGAGGAACAUCACUCUGAGUUGUAACGCCUCGUCCAGUGGAUUCACAGAAUGGAGGUUGAAUGACUCGCAAAUCAUGGAGACUCCAGACAUGAGACUAACAGGAAAGGAUCUCACCAUCUUCAAUGCUGAUCCAUCCAAGGAAGGACAGUACAGCUGCCACAGCCCAGAGACAGGCAGCACUUUUACAAGAGUCUCUUUACUGUUGGGAUAUGCCCCAGGAAAGCCUCAGCUUGUCUGCCACUCAGUGAGCUACCCAUUGAACGUGACCUGUUUCUGGAAGCUGGAAAAAGCAACCAACCUUCCUACUGAGAUUAAAAUCAUAUUCAGUUAUGAAACAGAACUUGUCAAAGCCUGCUUGAGCACAGAGACACUGCAGGACAGUUGUACGAUCAAGGACAUCAAACUUUUCUCAGAGGUUCCCUACAAGGUGACGGUGACAGCAAGAAACCCCCUGGGAUCCCGAUCCACCAUGAAAGAAUUCAUUGUGGAGAAGAUAAUUAAACCGGACCCGCCUACUGAAGUCAGUCUUUCUCCAAUAGCAAAUCAGCAGAAGAAGCUGCUGCUACAGUGGAAGCCUCCUGCAACUUGGCCCAAUCCCCAGCUCUUCCUGCUGAAGUACAUCAUAAAAUACUGGAAAGCAGGAUCCAACACACCCAGAAUGAUUGAGAUCAGCAAUCAAACCACCUACACCUUGAGCGGCUUGCGAUCCAGAGCCUCGUAUUAUGUAGCAGUUGCAGCAAAGGAUUUUAUCGACAAUGGCCAACCCAGUGAGUGGAGCCCGACCGUCUCUGCGCGGUUGUGGUCCAGAGGUUGAUGUGGCUUUCCCUGAAUCCAAGUUUAUUCCUGCUAGUAACUUGUUUAUAAUCACACCUACAGCCUGAAGGAACAGGCGUGCAGGCCUGGAGCAUUUAUGUAAAGAGUAAGGCACAGUCUAUACCUGUUGGAGCAUCUCUUAUUUGUGUAAUAAACUUGUCAAUAUCCCAAUAUUGUUACCGUGCUUGUGAAUUAAAUCCUUGUUUAUUCCACAGAAGCACAGGCAGGGGAUGUAAUUGCGAAGGUUAGUGCACUUUGUCCUUCACAAACAUCAGGACCUUCUAUUUCACAUAUCAGAGUACUCCUGUAAAGAUUCUGUCCAAAAUGUGGCUCAGUUAAUGUAGUCUGGCCUGUUUCAAAACCCUGCUGUUAUCAAAUUAUAAGCAUAAUGGUCAUUUUGCAUUAGUUGUUCUCACCCUAUCAAAGAGAUUUUUCUUGUUCUACCCAUUCCUUUCCCCCAUUAUCCCCACCUAUUGACGCUUUCCCAGUUCUGACAAAACGGCCCAAUCCUGAAGAGUUAACUGUUUCUCUUUCUGCAGAUGCUGCUCCACUACUGAGUUUCCAGCAUUUCCUACUUCCAUGUGAAAGAGCACCAGUCUCAGCACUGCCCACUGUCAAUCCAAAAAUAAAUUGUUUGUUCCCAUUUUCUGUUUGCUCUCUUUAUAUUCUAACAGAGUGGAUUCUGGUUAAUUGGGUCAUCGGUUAAAUGUGGUAGAUGCUUAUUUGGGACAACGCUUAAAGAACACAAACUAAUCAAGAAGAUAGGUAGGAUUCUUUUUGUUUAUUUGGGACACUAUGCUGCCUGAUUGGUACAGGAGACUGUUGCCGAACAGUUUAUAACUAUUAUCAAUCUAGUACAUUUGUGUGGCACAACACUGUACUUAAAACAAACAGUUUUUAGAUAGUGUCAGUUUGUGUUCAAAAGUUUUUAUCACUGAUAGUUGGCAAGAAAUAAGCAGUAAGACUAUUCCAGCCUGUCUUGCUCACCACGGUUUCAAUCAUUCGGGGUUGGCAAUGCCAGAAAUGCUGGGAGUGAAAUUGAAACGAUUUCACUACUUCAGCAAGUUAGGAACUAUGAAGAAUAUUACAAUGAAAGUGAAGAUUUGGAGGAUGCAAUCAUUGAAACCAUUAUAUGAGCAGUCCAUUAUCUGCACUAGAUGUCUGAGCUGAUUCUGUUGAUUUAGUUAAACAAAAAAACUUGGCAGCAUACACUGGAUGAAUUCUUCCA
Molecule: messenger RNA, 2185 nt
Organism: Hypanus sabinus (Atlantic stingray)
Lineage: Eukaryota; Metazoa; Chordata; Chondrichthyes; Myliobatiformes; Dasyatidae
Product: interleukin-27 subunit beta-like
Exons: 7
Coding region: 35-958 (307 amino acids)
Biological process (GO): cytokine-mediated signaling pathway
Cellular component (GO): external side of plasma membrane; membrane
Molecular function (GO): protein binding; cytokine receptor activity
Source: RefSeq, a predicted model, not a curated record